UAAGACAAGUAGAAGGGGUGAGGUGAAGAGAGAGAGAGAGAUAGAGAGAGAGAGAAUGAAGUUCUUGUUCCAAUGUCCAUGUUGUUCUUGUUUUUGCUUCAUGAAGCCCCAAAAAGGUAAACCAAAAGCCAAAGAAGAGCCCAAACCUAAAGCCAAAGUUGAAGAACCAAAACCUAAAGACAAGAAGGUGGAAGAAGCAAAACCAAAAGAGAAGGAAGAAAGCAAGCCACAAUGAAUGAAGAGGAAAUGGGAUAAUGCAACUAUAUAUUAUGCUCAUACAAGUAAUAUUGUUCUUCAUUUACUUAAAUUUACUUCUAGUUUAAAAUAUAUAUUGUGUGCAAUUGCAAUCUUAACUCUUUUGAGAAAAACCUCAUCCUAAAUGUAUUCUUAUUACAAAAUAUUUGCACUUUAUUCACUAUGA
This is a messenger RNA of Solanum stenotomum, 421 nucleotides long. RefSeq lists its product as uncharacterized. NCBI's taxonomy places the organism in Eukaryota, Viridiplantae, Streptophyta, Magnoliopsida, Solanales, Solanaceae. The transcript has a single exon. Bases 56 to 235 code for a protein of 59 amino acids. The record is from RefSeq and is a predicted model, not a curated record.